UCCUUCUCCCGUGUCCGGCUCGUGGCGGGCUGUGACGGUCGCAGUUCCAUUCCGCGAUGUUGAUGCUGCACCCGUGCUGUCACGUUCGUUCAGUGUUGUGUUAUUUAGCGUAAUUAUGUGUCGGUUUUAGCGAGUGUGAUCAGUUAAAGGAUUAAUCCAGGAUAUUGGAUAGCAAAAUCUGCGAUGGCUCACUUAGGAAUUACAAGGGGCUGCAGCCCCGAGGCAGGAGUGCCCGAUAUGACGGUCAUCUCCGACAUAGACGAGGUCGGCAUCAACCGCAACCUGCAGACCCGCUACACCAGGGACCGCAUAUACACGUACACGGGCACUAUCCUGGUGGCAGUCAAUCCCUACAAGGAGCUCAACAUUUACACUACGGAACAUGUGUUUCAAUACCAUGGCCAGAAGAUGGGCUGCCUGGAGCCGCACGUGUUUGCCUUAGCGGAGUCUGCGUACAAGUCACUGCAGACCAGCGAGACCAACCAAUCCUGCGUGAUCUCGGGAGAGAGCGGGGCUGGCAAGACGGAGACCACCAAGUUUAUCCUCCAGUACCUCUGCUCCGUCACCAGCAAUGUCAGCACUUGGGUAGAACAGCAGAUACUGGAGGCCAACACCAUCCUCGAGGCUUUUGGAAAUGCCAAAACUGUGCGCAAUGACAACUCAAGCCGGUUUGGCAAGUUUAUGCAAGUUUGUUUCGACAGUCGCUGGAUGAUCAAGGGCUGCAUCAUUCAGGACUACUUGCUUGAACAAUCUCGCAUCACUUUCCAAAGUCCUGGUGAAAGAAAUUACCAUGUUUUUUACCAGCUGGUUGAAGGAUCAAAGGGGAACAAAGAAUUAGCAAAUCAGUUUAAGCUUAAGCCGCCGGAGUUUUACAACUACCUGAAUCAGUCAGGCUGUAUUCGCAUUGAAGGGGUGAGCGACAUGAGGAAGUUUGAUGCACUCAGACUUGCCUUCAAUGUGUUGAGGAUACCCUUGAACAUGUGCGACGGCAUCUUCAGCGUCCUGUCUGCGAUCCUCUGGCUCGGCAACACCAUGUUUGAGGACAUUGAUGGUGAAAAAUGUAAACUAACGGAGAGUGACAAUGAAGUGUUAAAUAUAGUUUCAUCAUUACUUGGACUGCAAGUUGAAGAUGUGAUUCAGGUCGCUCUUUUGAGGCAAAUAAACGUCCGAGGAAAUAUCACAGAAAUCCCAUUAAAAUUGCAGGAGGCCAGAGAGAACAGGCAUGCGAUGGCCAAGGCGUUGUACUCUCGGACGUUUGCUUGGCUCGUCAACCACAUCAACACCUGCACCAACCCCGGACAAGACUCAUCCAGGUUCCUCGGCGUCCUUGACAUCUUCGGAUUUGAAAACUUUGCAGUCAACUCGUUUGAACAGCUUUGUAUAAACUACACCAAUGAAAAACUACACAAGUUCUUCAACCAUUACGUUUUUGCACUGGAACAAGAAAUUUAUCGCCAAGAGGAAAUACAGUUCUCCCACAUCCAGUUUACAGACAACAGUUCCUGUUUAGAGUUGAUAGAAAAGCCGCCUCGCUGCAUUUUGAAACUGCUGACCGAACAGUGCCACAUGCCCAAGGGUUCAGAUACAGCGUACCUUGUGAACCUCCACUCGGAGUUUGAGUCGCACCCUCACUAUGUGAAGGGUGAGGACCGUCGCAAGUGGGAGGUGGAGUUCGGCAUCAACCACUACGCUGGCACUGUCACGUAUUGUGUGCAAGGCUUUGUCGACAAGAACCGAGAUGUCCAGCAGGACGUAUUCUUUGACUUCAUGAGCCGAUCAACUAAUGAAUUCGUCCAGGAACUCACUCACUUUCAGGACCUGCUGGGCUCUACGGUGGCCAAGAUGAGUGCGGGAGGCAGCACCAUGGCCAGCCGAGGCACCAGCAAGGGUAAACCUACCGUCAGUGACACCUUCCGACACCAGCUCCAGGCCUUGGUGGAGGUCCUACAGGCAACAAACCCUUGGUACGUUCGGUGUAUCAAACCUAAUAUGAAGAAAUCAUCAAAUGACUACAAUGAGAAACUUGUAUUAGAUCAACUGAAGUAUUUGGGGAUGUUGGACAUAAUCAGGAUCAGAAAGGAAGGCUACCCAGUCCAUCUGACGUUUGCUGACUUUGUUGCGAGAUAUCGCUGCCUGGCCAAACAGAGGUUACCAAACUGUGCCAGAGAAGCCAUCAAAUCAAUAAUGAAAUUAUAUUCAAUAAAUCAGAAACAAUGGCAAAUCGGAAAAACCAAAGUAUUUUUAAGAGGCUGUGCUCAUGAACCCUUAGAAGAUAGUCGGAACCAAAUUAUAAACCAGAAGGCUUUGAUUAUACAACGGACAUGGAGAGGAUAUAAUGUGAGGAAAGAUUACAAGCAGAUCAGGGAUGCAACGUUGAGGAUCCAGCAUGCCUACAGGGGAUGGAGACAGCGGCUUGUAUUCCUGAGGCAGAGGAGAGCCGUCAUAGUCAUCCAGUCCCACCUGCGCGGAGUGUUCGCACGAGAGGUUGCUGCUGCCCUUAGGGAAAUGCGUAGGGUGGAAGAAGAAAUGAGGAAGCGAGAAAAAUUAGAGGAAGAAAAAAGACUGAGAGAAGAAGAAUUAAAGAAAAAAGCAGAGGAUGAUAGGAAAGCUGUUGAGGAAUCAGAGAGAGCUGUUCAACAAGAGAUAGAUGCUCUGAGCCACAUCGCAGAGCAGCUGAACAACAAGAUGCUAGAGACGCACGCUCCUGCGCCAGGUGAAUCCGUCGACCUGGACAAUCUGUUCGCCUUCCUGUCCGACGUUCAGACCGGCCGAAACAACAUCAUUGAUGAAAUCGGAGAGAGGAUGAAUGAGCUAGUCACUGACCUGGACGUAGAGCUGGAGUCAGUGAUCCAACAAGAGCUGGAAGGCCUCAACAAUGCCAGUGAUGGUCCCAACAUUCCACCCAACAACCUGGACCUGAGUCGCACUGCAGCUCCCAAGCUGAAGCCCCCUUCACUGCCGGAACCCACCGAGCCCCCUCCCCCACCCCCUCUGGUGGAGCCCCCUGGUACUUCCGAGCCGAUUUACGAGUCAGUACUGCCACGUGACGGUGGCUCCCCCCCACCCCUGCCUGCACCACCGCACAAGCUUCGGCCCAAGUCACCCAACGUAGAGAGGAUACAGAAGGUGGGCGGGUCCCCCACUGUCGGCUCCCCACGCCCCAGCAGACCUAGUUCUCGCAGCUCCAAUGUGUCCGGGGGAGUCCAGUCGUCGUAUUCGUGGAAAUACAACCAGGAAGAUCCUGAGAGAGAGCAGAGAAGGAAGUUUAGGGUUGAAAAGAAGCUACAAGAAAUGGAAGAACUCAAAGAAAAGAAUAUAGAUCCCCUCCAAGAUGCCUACCAUGAUAUUGUUGAAUUUGCUCAAAAGUUUUUUAAUUCUCAUGAAAGAACACCAGAAGGCACGAUCAUAGCUACCUUAACACGUAAAAGUAAGUCGGUAGAGACCAUGCCCAAGUACGAGAUGGUGACUUACUACAAGGGAUCCAGCAUUCCCAACUCCCACAUCCACAUGUACGACCCGGACAACAUCAAUGUUGCUUGCUCAGUAUUCCGGGAGUUGUGCAAGUAUAUCAGAGCAGAGGUGUUGAAGCCUGAGGUGGAGGCCCAGGUGAUACAGACCAUCAUAGGAGCCGGUCUGGAGCGUGAAGAGCUGCGGGACGAGAUCUUUGUGCAGUGUAUGAGACAAGCCACCAACAACCCCAAUCCUGAGGCCACUGAGAGAGUCUGGCUGCUGCUGUGUCUCACCAUCGUGGCAUUCCAACCCUCCAAGAACCUGUUCAAGUAUUUUGUGUGCUUCCUAAAAAAGAAUUUGAUGACUGAAGGUAAACUGCGUCAGUACGUUCAAUGGUGCCUUGACAACUGUAAGAAUACUAAAGUCUCCUGCCGUCAGUUGCCUCCUUCUAAAGUUGAAAUUGCUGCAAUGAAGAAACUGGGAACAAUAGUGUGUAGAUUCUUCUUCCUUGACGGAAGGACGAAGGCCAUUGAUGUUCACCCUACGGACACGGCUAGUGAUGCAGCUGCCAAGUUGGCGGAGAAGCUUGGACUGACCAACCUGGAUGGCUGGGCGAUCUACCAGAGUCGACCUGACGGGGAGGAACACGUCAGAGCUCACCACUUCCUGUACGAUGUCAUCGCCGCUUGGGAGAACAAACAAGCCAAAGCCAACGCCCCAACAUCUUCUUUUCCCACCCUGUCCAAGCGAGGCAGUCAGCCUACCUUGGGGAGUGGUGAGAACAGGUUCCUCUUCAAGCGACGUCUCUUCAAGAACACCAGGGAGAUCUCACUUGACCCUGUUGAAGUUAACCUUCUGUAUGCACAAGCUGUCUAUCAUGUUGUCAAGUGUGAUGACUUCCCGGUGAGUGAGAAGGUAGCCCUACAGCUGGCAGGUCUGCAGGCUCAGGUCAACCUAGGAGACCCCAAGGACUCCAAGUCUCUAGAGUCUUACAUGGACAUUGACAGUUACCUUCCCUACAGGGUCAGCCGCAGCAGAGGAGAGGAUGUUUGGGUGCCAAUAAUUGCCCAAGCUCACAGGCAGUACGGGACGGGCAAGACCAGUUUAACAGCUAAAGCACUUUAUCUCUCCUGCGUGAUGCAGUAUCCUCUCUAUGGAACAACAAUGUUCCAAGUCACGUACAGAGGCUAUUGGUCUUAUGGUAACAGCCUGAUAUUAGGAGUGAACAGUGAAGGCCUGAUGUUGAUCAAGCCAGAUGACAAGUUUAUACUGUACGAGUUCCGUUACCAAGAUGUGGAAUCCAUCUUCCUCGAUCCCAGUGACAGCUUCCUAACAGUGAACCUGAUGAGACAACAUGGAGACAACGGGGCUCACCGCUGUUUUGUCUUUGAGACUCCGCAGAAGUCGGAGAUCGGCUCUCUCAUCGUCAGCUACUGCCCCGCCUUGGCUGGCUGGAUAACUGAUAAUGAAGUUCCAGUAAAAGCAAUGACUAAUGAAGACCGCAUAAGACUUUACCACAAUGUAGUAAACUGCAGAAGAGCUCUGGUUGACAGUGAAAUGUUGAGGAAACCUCAAGAAAUCGGAGGUGGAUUCAUCAGGAACACAUUACGAAGGUUAAGCAGGCAUGGUCUGGAGAAGCUAAGAGCAGAUUACGGUGGUGUGUCAGAGAACUACAAAGGAUUCUCCCUCAGCUAUUGGGCGUUUGGUCGUCAACCAAUGACCCAGAGUCUCAUGAAGAUGCCAGAGGCGGAAGAGCAGAUAGCCGUUCAGAUGUACCAGAUCAUACUCACUUACGCAGGGCUUGGGCAGAAUGGCGAGACAGUUCGUAGAGCAGAAGAUGAACACAUCAACCUGAUCCAGAACGUGAUGGAGCUCGCCAUGAGGAAAGAAUCACUGCUUGGAGAGUUGUACCUACAGCUGGUGAAGCAGACGACGGAACACCCAGACCCCAACAGUAGAGUGAACCUGCGCCACUGGGCUCUGCUGUCCCUGGCUUGUUCUGUAGUGUUGCCUCCCCAGCGACUAAUCCGCAAGUACCUCAUCAGCCACCUGCGGCGCUGCGCCAGCGACUGUGUCACGGAGGAGGGCAAGUACGCCAGGUUUGCAGAAAAGUGCCUAACCAAGACGCAAGGCACGCGUCGCCGCCAGUGGCCGCCCUCGCGUGAAGAGAUCAUGUGUACCAUCAACCGACGGCCCAUCUACGCCAGGUUCCACUUCAUGGACGGCCAGUAUCACGCGGUAGAGUUCCACCCGUCAGCCACAGCCAAGGACGUCAUGGAACUCGUCAAAGCCAAGAUUGGCCUCAGAGAAUCAGCCAAAGGCUAUGCCAUCUACGAAGUACUCGGCAAUUCAGAGCGAAGUCUGGUAGCAGAGGAGAAAGUUGCAGAUGUGAUGUCCAAAUGGGAGAAGUACCGCAACGCCAACGCCACCAACACUGGAGGGCAGCCUAACAAACCUACACGCAAGCAACACCACUUCUUCCUGUUCAAGAAACACCUGUUCCUAGACCAAUACAUGGAUCUAGAUGACCCUGUGGAGAAGGAACUGUUGUACCAUCAAGUGCUGCAUAGCCUGCGAUCCGAUAGGUUCCCAGUCACCGAGGAUGAGGCGAUGGUGUUGGCGGCACUGCAGUCCCAGGUGGAGAUAGGAGACUUGGAGGACAACAUUAUAGACUACAGGAUCAUAGCAAGCCACUGUCUGCCAGCCAGGAUUGUGCCUAGUAUCUCCUAUGAGGGAGUGAUGAAACAUCAUCAGAUCCUCGCAGGCAUGACACCAGCUGAAUCUAAGAAGGCUUUCCUCAACCUCAUCAGAAGCUGGCCUCUGCACAGAGCUACUAUAUUUGAUGUCAUGCAAUCCUUCACCAGCAACUGGCCGCGAGUGCUGUGGCUCGCUGUGGACCAGGCGGGGUUGCAUCUGUUGGAGCAUCGGUCUCGUAACGCUCUCUGCAGCUACGAGUACGAGAGUAUUCUCACAUACUCUCCUGCUCUCAACUGUCUCAUGAUCAUCACCGGCAGCGACAAGAAACAGAGCAAAGUCAUUCUCACCACUUCUCAGGCGUUCCAGAUUGCUAACCUGAUUCGUGAGUACACCGAAGUGUUGCAGUCUCCACACGAGGUGCGCAAGAGGGAGGGCAAGAAGAAAAGCAACGCUGGUAAUGCUCGGCCCGUGAGCAUCCUUCACAAGCCAGCACCGGUCAUCGAGCAGCAGCCCCAACCCAGCUAAGGGUCACUGACCCCAGGACAGGCCCGCGACAAGAGACGAUGUCAAAACUGUCCGUACAACCAAAUUAAAGUCUAAGUCACCUCCGUCAUUGUUAGUUAUCGAAGUUUAUUGAAUAUUGUUUAAUAUUUAUAUUAUAGUAUUUAAACAUUAACUAUGUGAUAAAAUGUGUACAAAGUUGUUAGUGUAUUUAAAAGCUUGCUCCUAGAUUGUGUUUGUUUGUAUAUAACAGAGAAGUUUAGCUUGUUCUUUAUUUAUAUUGUACAGUUUUUUUUGUUUUUUUAGUUGUAGCUGUAUAGCAGUGUGUUUUAAUUUAGUCUAUACAAACUUUUAGUAGGAAUAAAUUUUACAUUUGAAUUUUUUGCACAAUUUAUAGACUAACUUACUUAUUAUUGGUAUAACUGGUUAUUUGAAUUUGUCACAAAUUUACGGUUUUUAAAUGCUCCGAAUGCUAUAUAAUAUAUACAUAUUAGUAAUAUAACCAUUUUAACUAAGUAAUGUAUAUGCUGCCUUUGUGCAUUUAAGAAUCAAAUGGCUGGUGAUUAUUCAUCAUUAUUAUUUAGUCUAGAAUAGAAACAUUUGAAAAUUAUUUCUUGAACAAUAUACAGGGUGUUUAUAAAAGAAUGCCGGGAUUUUAAACAAUUGUUGCUCAGGGACUAUUCAAGAUAAUUAAAUGAUUUGAACGUUAAACUGAAGAGAAAAGAGCAAAGUUUUUUCUCAUACUUUGAUACAAUUCGGAAUAAUUUAAUAAAAUUCAGAUGAUUUUCAUCAAUCUUAUACGAGCGUAAAACUGGCUAUGUCUGUGCGCUUAGGGCAAUUGGCGGGUUUAUCUGAUGUCUUAACUGAAUCUUUUUAGGCACAAAGACUCUAUCUUUUACAGAUAACAUCAUGAAAUGUUGAUUUAGGUAUGUUCAACUGAAGACUUCGUCGGGCAAUCGAUUUUUUUGUUGCGCUGUAAACAUCGUACUGGAGACUGGCGUCAGGCGUGUGAGACACCAUAGCUGCCUACCACCCACACCUGUUUUGGGCAUGCCAAGGUCAAAGUUUCCUCCCUUGCUACAUGGGAAACUAAACUUAGUUGUUUUAGCUUCAAUUUGACAUAUAAAACGUUUAGUUACCUUGAAUAGUAUCCAAGCAAUUACCAUUUAAAAUCUCGGCAUUCUUUUAUAAACACCCUGUAUUUCUUGCUGUCAAUAAGAAUACAAUUUAAAGUUAACUAAUACUUAUGUUUUAAAAGUAGUGUUAAGCCAGAUUCUUUUACAAAGAACAUGCGAUAGUUUCAUGAAAUAAAUCUAAUUGUAACCAUUGCCAGUAAAGUAAUUAUUUACUUUUCAAUUAAAGACAAAAAUACUAAUGGAAAUAAGUAGUUGCUUCCAAUGUCCAGCAACAUAUUAAAAGAAAAAGUAACAAAAAUAUAAAUAUAAUGCUUAUUGAAGUAAUUAUAUUUUUAACAAAAUAUUCUUUUAUUCUAAGCGUUUAAAAACCUCGUUUGUCCACCAAUUUUAUCAAGAUACUAUGUUUAUUACUAGUUAACAGAAGGGUAUUUGUAUUUUAAGUAGAAGCAUUUACAUAAUUAUAGUGCAUAGCUAGAUUAAAGCAAGUAAGUGGGAGACCCAACAAAUGGGGCCAAAAACUUAGAAUGAAAUAGCAGGGGCGUCAAAAGAAAUUUCUGCCCAAAAAAAUAAAUAAGAUUAACCAGAAUGGAACUAAAUCUUUAUCUGAUUUUCAAAUGUUGUGAAAAUUGCUAAAUAAAUAAAAUUAGUCUACGUUAUUAAUGCUUAAAUUGAUUUUCGAUAACUUAUUAUAGCAACAUUUUUACAUGUAAAAUAUGUAAACAUAUGUAGUAGGUAACCUAUUGUUUGCUAAAGACAAUUUGUAGCAAAAUGUUGUUUACAAUAAUCUAAAUGGUAGUAAAUACACAUUGUUUUUAUCAGCUGAGAGUGAUGUUUACGCCUGGACUCUAGUAAGGUGUGUGGUCGCCGCAAUGAUUUUUGGUGCUGCUUUUAUUGUUGUAAGACUGUUGAUAUUAAUUUUAACAUUGACACUUAGUUAUUUAAACAUAGUGUACAUAGAUAGAGAAUGAUAAUUUAUAUUAGUUUUAGAAGUUAACUUUUGAUGACAUUUUUAACAAGAGAAGAAAACAAAACAUUUAUCUGUUACAAGUGUGAAUAUGCAGUGUUUUAGUGGUUUUUGAUUUUACUGAAUGCAUAUUUGUCUGAACGUUAAUCACUAAAAAGCAAAAUUGGGUUUCCUAAAAUUGUUUAACAAUCAGUCUGCAAAAUUCUUU
Messenger RNA from Macrosteles quadrilineatus (aster leafhopper), 8956 nucleotides. It is a transcript of the gene Myo81F, whose product is annotated as myosin-I heavy chain. The transcript is spliced from 34 exons. Gene Ontology annotation, cellular component: myosin complex; cytoskeleton. Gene Ontology annotation, biological process: signal transduction. The record is from RefSeq and is a predicted model, not a curated record. NCBI's taxonomy places the organism in Eukaryota, Metazoa, Arthropoda, Insecta, Hemiptera, Cicadellidae. Gene Ontology annotation, molecular function: protein binding; ATP binding; cytoskeletal motor activity. Bases 184 to 6672 code for a protein of 2162 amino acids.